CUGUCCCUCCCCUCCUGUCUGACAGCGGCCCGCGAGGGAGGAGAGAGGAGGAGGAGGAGGCAGCGGCGGGUGCCAGCGCUCAGCUACUCUCCCGUACUCACUGCGGGGAGGUGGGGGAGGGCGGACCCUGUGCACCUUUUCCUCCCGUGCCUUCCCUCACUUUAACGAGCCGGGGCCAAUCGCCGGCAGGAGGGAACAAAGAGAAAGAGAGAGGGAAGCCCACCCCGGCAGCGGCCGCACCAGAAAACGCUUGGGAAGGCAGAGCUCCGCGGCUCCCGCUGACAGCAGCGCCCGGCUCCGCUGCUGCUGCUGCUCCUGCUUCUCCUUCGUCCUCCUCGCUGAGUUUAAAAGGGGAACAGCAUCCGCCAGAAGGACAGAAACUUGGUGCGCGGGGUGUCCUGCAGCGGCUCAGUUCUGGCCAUCAAGAUGAAAAGUAAAAAAGGUGUAGUUGCAGUAUCAGGCAGUGAAACAGAGGAUGAUGACACUAUGGAUGUCCCACUGGAUCUUUCGUCAUCUGCUGGCUCGGGCAAACGGAGGAGACGUGGAAACCUGCCCAAGGAAUCCGUGCAGAUUCUUCGGGACUGGCUAUAUGAGCAUCGAUACAAUGCUUAUCCUUCAGAGCAAGAAAAAGCGCUGUUAUCCCGACAAACACACCUUUCCACACUACAGGUCUGCAACUGGUUUAUCAAUGCACGCCGCAGGCUUCUACCUGACAUGCUGAGGAAGGACGGCAAAGACCCAAAUCAAUUCACUAUCUCGCGGCGAGGGACCAAGCUUCCCGAGAGUAGCCUAGUGGAGUCUUCCAUUGGCACAAAGAACUACAUUCCCCUGCUGGAGGAGACUGCUUUCCUUCCUGCUGCUGUACCACUCGGAAAGACUGUGCCCUUGGCCAAGCCGGCUUCCCCGGGAUCAGUCCUGGCUCGGCCAUCAGUGAUUUGCCACACAACUGUGACUGCGUUGAAAGAUGGCCCUCUCCACUUUUGCCAGCCAGCUGAUGCAGGCCAGACAACAGACCCGCAGCAGACCCCAGCCAACAGCUUCACAGACAACUCCCUCUCCUACCAUGAGGACGCAUCUAAACUGGGACCUGGUGCAAACGCACAGAGUGGGCUCUUUAACACUCCUCCUCCAACCCCACCAGACCUUAACCAGGAUUUUAGUGGAUUUCAGCUACUGGUGGAUGUUGCACUCAAAAGGGCGGCAGAGAUGGAGUUGCAGGCAAAACUUAUGGCCUAAAUCCCCUUCCUUCUUCCCCAUUUUGUUUUUUUCCAGGCAGGGAUCUAACAGCUGUGUGGUUAUUGCCACCCACACGAUAUCAAAAGACUUCACUGCAUUAUUAUUAUUUUUUUUUAUUAAUCUUAUUUGCACAAGGGAUUGCUGAAAUGAAGCUUCCUGUCACUGAGAUGGUCUUCAGUGGAAUAUGGUCAUUCCAAGAAUUAUAAACUUCAAGCUACUGUAGAAAGAAAGGAUUGUGUGGGUUUUUUUUUUAAUGUUUUCUUUGUAGGUUUUUCAUAAUGUGAGAUGGUUCCCAAGAUCAUGUGAUUUGUUUUUGUUUCUUUCAGACUGUGCAAUAUCCAGUAAUGCUAUAGAGUCGUCUUAUCAUCCCGAUGCGGAACAGAAUAUACUGACACACUGUCUAAAAUAAAUUUUCAAUUUUUUUAACAAUACAAACUUUGGAUGAUUAUGCUUUUUUCCCAUAAUGUAAUAAAAUA
Molecule: messenger RNA, 1712 nt
Organism: Cuculus canorus (common cuckoo)
Lineage: Eukaryota; Metazoa; Chordata; Aves; Cuculiformes; Cuculidae
Gene: TGIF1
Product: TGFB induced factor homeobox 1
Exons: 3
Coding region: 427-1236 (269 amino acids)
Biological process (GO): regulation of transcription by RNA polymerase II
Molecular function (GO): RNA polymerase II cis-regulatory region sequence-specific DNA binding; DNA-binding transcription factor activity, RNA polymerase II-specific
Source: RefSeq, a predicted model, not a curated record